AUGAACUACUUGCUAAAAAAAGAAGAUUGCUACUUUUACCGACAGAACCUUAAUUUUUUCUCCAAGGAAUUUGAGAAAAAAUUAAAAAAGAAUAAGAAAAGGACAAGUGAAAUGGGAAUAAAGGAUAGCAUUAUGGAUAAGUUAUCCUUUCUGCCAAUCCAAGGUGGCAACAAAAGUUCCAAUUUCACCAACACAAAAUGUGACACACAGCUUAGCAAUAACUUUUCCAAGGAACUCACCUUUGUAACAAAGUUGCCUUACACAUUUUUAAAAAAUAAAGUCCCCUUUAACUUUUUUAAUAUGGCAAACAGUGUAUUUUUGAAAUAUAAAAUUAAAAAAAAUAUUAUUUUCUCCUUUAACAAAAAGGCCUUCUGCUCAAAUGCAAAACAUUCCAUUUUGACAAAUUAUAAAAUUAUCAAACAUCCAGAUAAAGUAGAAAGUGAAGAUUGCUGUUUGAAUGGGAAAGGGUUUAUGGCCAUUGCUGAUGGUGUAGGAUCUUGGAUAAGGCAUGGAGUAAAUCCAAGAAAAUAUCCAGAAAAAUUUUUACAACUUUUACAAAAAAAAAUGGAUGAAAAUGAAAAUAUGAAAAUUGAAGAUGUACUCAAUUAUGCCUAUCUAAAUAAUGACAUUCAAGGAUCAACCACCGUUUGUCUAAUCAUCUUUAAUAACAAUAGCACCAUCUCUACGGCUGUCGUUGGAGAUUCUCAGUUUAUCCUCAUUCGAAAUGAUAGCAUAAUUUACCGCUCAAAACCUCAGCAGUAUGAGUUUAAUUUCCCCUACCAGUUGGGAAGUAAUGAAGUAAGCAAACCAAACGAUGCAGACAUUGCUCACAUAGAAGUAAAAAAAAAUGACAUAAUCGUUGCGGGGUCCGACGGUCUGUGGGAUAAUUUGUACGAUAACCAAAUAUUAAAUUUGGUGAAACAGAACAACUUUUCCACCCUAUCGGAAAAAAUUGCCAACGAAGCAUUUAACUACUCCAAAAUGAAGAGGUGGAUGUCUCCAUACAUAAAUAAUUACAACAAAGAGUUUAAGUGCCACAAAACGGGCGGUAAAAUGGAUGACAUCACCGUGUCCUGCGCGCUCAUAUGCUAA
Plasmodium coatneyi is the source of this 1092-nucleotide messenger RNA. RefSeq lists its product as uncharacterized. The coding region runs from base 1 to 1092 and encodes 363 amino acids. The record is from RefSeq and is a predicted model, not a curated record. NCBI's taxonomy places the organism in Eukaryota, Apicomplexa, Aconoidasida, Haemosporida, Plasmodiidae. The transcript has a single exon.